Molecule: messenger RNA, 654 nt
Organism: Effrenium voratum
Lineage: Eukaryota; Dinophyceae; Suessiales; Symbiodiniaceae
Source: the annotation of a GenBank genome assembly
AUGAGGGUCUACUUGCACAGUCGGCACGUCGGCGAUUUCAAGGUGGGACAGGAGGUGAAGUUCCAGGCGUAUCUGCACAAUGGCCGGCUCCAAGGCAGAGAUUUGCAGGAUGCCACUGGGAUGGUUGGGCCGCAGACAGGCGCUGCCCCUGGUGUCAGCGAAGAACAAGAGUUGGGAGUCUUUGUUGGAAGAGUUAAGAACUACAAUUAUGACAAAGGCUUUGGAUUUAUUGUAUGCGAAGCACUGAACAUGCAGGGCUACCAGGGAGAUGUGUUUCUCCAUUCAAAGCACAAAGGGAACUUUGACACGGGCGACGAGGUUGCCUUCAUGGCGGUCUUGAGGAAUGGCAAGCUUCAAGGCCGCGACCUCCAGGCUGCCAGCACUGUGCUGGGCGAGAUGGGCAUGACGAGCAACAUGUCGCCUUCCGGCAUGAUGGGCGGCGGCAUGGGAGGCGGCAGCAUGGGAGGCGGCGGCAUGGGAGGUGGCGGCAUGGGAGGUGGCGGUAUGGGCAUGGGAGGCAUGGGCGGCAUGGGCGGCAUGGGCGGCAUGGGCGGCAUGGGCGGCAUGGGCGGCAUGGGCGGCAUGGGCAUGGAUGGCGGCACGGGCAUGCUGGGCGACAUGGAUCCCAGUGCGAAGAGAGCCAGAAUGUACUGA